UGUCAGGAGGACAGUAUGGUGGUCACAGUGCAGAGGGAUCUGUAUGGAAUUGGAAAGAUGGUGAAGGCCUCAGACCUUACUUUAGGAACCCAGAGUUGCCAGCCUAGUGCCCAGAGUACAAAUCUAAUAGUGAUUUUCCAGAAUGGUCUCCAAGAAUGUGGGAACAGCUUGCAGAUCACACCUGAAUUCAUGGUCUACAGCACAAAUUUGAACUACAACCCCACUCCAUCUGGCUAUUCUAUCGUAAGAACCAAUGCUGCUUCCGUCUUAAUCCAAUGUUAUUAUCCACGACAUGGCAAUGUGAGCAGCAAUGCCAUCAAACCAACAUGGAUACCUUACAGCUCUACUAUUUCUGCAGAAGAAAGAUUAGGGUUCUCUUUAAAUCUCAUGAACGAUGACUGGAGUGCUCCAAGAACCUCUACAGUCUUCCGACUGGGUGACGUCUUCCAUAUUGAAGCCUCUGUUGAUUCUGGCAACCAUGUGCCUAUGACAGUGUUUGUUGAUAGUUGUGUGGCCACAUUAAAUCCCAAUGCCAACUCUGAUCCCAGAUAUGAAAUAAUAUCUCUUAAUGGGUGCUUGAUGGAUGGGAAAGAGGCAGAUUCCACAUCUGUAUUUAUCUCCCCAAGGCCCCAGCCAGACAAACUCCAGUUCACGGUUGAUGCUUUUAGAUUUACUGGGAGAGAUGUAUCCACUAUCUACAUCACUUGCAGCCUAAAAGCUGCAGCAGCUACCCAACUUCCAGAUCCUGUGAACAAGGCUUGUUCAUUCAGCAAAACCAGCAAUACUUGGUCCCCUCUUGAAGGUACCAAUGACAUCUGUAGAUGCUGUGACACUGGGAACUGUGUGGCAUCUCCUAGUCAGAGCAGGAGGGUUAACCAGUAUAAUCGAGGUAGAGGAAAGAGGCAAGCUGGACCUGGUACUUCUGUAGAGCAAGAACAAACCUUGGCCAUUCUGGGACCUUUACUGGUAAUUGGACCGGACCAAAACAAAGCACUGGCAGUGACCCAGAAUCCGGAUUCAUUGGAGUUCUGGGUGUGGGUGGCAGUAGGUUCUCUGAGUCUUGUUGUAUUGGUGGUUUGUGCUGCUGUGAUGGGGAAACAUCCCAAAGCUCUGUGCUCACUCAGGCCAAAAAGGUGCAUAAAACAAAAAGAAAAGAUGAGAAGCACAGAGCGGUUGCUGGAUAGUGUAUUUAUUGGAAAGGAAAUCCAAACAAUUUCCAAACGAAGUGUUGGAGGCUUCCCUAGUCGUAAGCCCUACGUACUGGAGAGAACACUCCUUGUAAGUGAGGACAUAUAUGAUGUAGGUUUGUCUGCAAUUCAAGCACUAUUUGGUCCUAAAGACCUCUCCUGUUACAGACGAGCUGAAGGAAUCACCUACGCUCACCUUCUCACAUGCCACACAGGUGUGAAAAUGGCAUCUAAACGUGCCCACACAUCUGAGCCAUGA
Bombina bombina (fire-bellied toad) is the source of this 1446-nucleotide messenger RNA. RefSeq names its product zona pellucida sperm-binding protein 3-like. Gene Ontology annotation, cellular component: extracellular matrix. Lineage: Eukaryota; Metazoa; Chordata; Amphibia; Anura; Bombinatoridae. Gene Ontology annotation, biological process: positive regulation of acrosome reaction; binding of sperm to zona pellucida; egg coat formation. The transcript has 10 exons. The coding region runs from base 16 to 1446 and encodes 476 amino acids. The record is from RefSeq and is a predicted model, not a curated record. Gene Ontology annotation, molecular function: acrosin binding.